This is a messenger RNA of Schizosaccharomyces japonicus yFS275, 742 nucleotides long. Its product is annotated as frataxin. The transcript is spliced from 3 exons. Gene Ontology annotation, cellular component: mitochondrion. The record is from RefSeq and is a predicted model, not a curated record. Bases 113 to 583 code for a protein of 156 amino acids. Gene Ontology annotation, molecular function: ferric iron binding; ferroxidase activity. Lineage: Eukaryota; Fungi; Ascomycota; Schizosaccharomycetes; Schizosaccharomycetales; Schizosaccharomycetaceae. Gene Ontology annotation, biological process: iron-sulfur cluster assembly; intracellular iron ion homeostasis.
GCGAAAAAAAAACACAAAAGCAGUAAUAACGGACGCAAACGACGUAGAAGAUCCAUUUUGUCAUUACUAAGUUUCUUUCAACACCCAGACAUCCCAACUCACUCUCCUUACAAUGCAAGCUUUACGAACAAAACUUUUUGGCCUUCAAACAACUCGGAAUCUGUUGCUCAGGACUCAAGGAAAGGCUCUCAAUCUUCGUCACUUCUCCCAAACAAGUUUUCUUCAAACCCUCACAGAUUUCCAGUAUCAUCGACUUGCUAAUGAUGCCAUGGAUACACUGAAUGACACUUUAGAAGAGUUCGUCGAAGCUGAAAAUGAACCCGAAUAUGACUUGCAAUAUGCCAACGGCGUACUUACUCUUGGACUAGGCAAAUAUGGUACUUAUGUAAUUAACAAACAACCUCCCAAUCAUCAAAUUUGGCUUUCAUCUCCCAUAAGUGGUCCAAAACAUUAUGAUUGGAAUGAAAGAAAAGAGGCCUGGUUGUCUACACGCAAUGAUUCAGAAAUUUUCGACUUAUUGUCCAAGGAACUUGGCAAAAUGUCGAACAAGACGAUCGUGUUCAAGAAAAGUGAUGACUAUUGAAGACAGUAAGUACGCGCCUUACGUCGACGUUCAAUAAAAUGUGAAAUGGGUAAUUUAUGAUGUAUUGUAUUGUAUUGUUCAUAUAUUCAAUCAAAAAAGAAACUAGUUGGCCUUGGCAAUUUCCACCUUGUCAAUAAGCUCAAGAGGGAAGUGCUCCUC